GAGAAGGUGCCAGGCUGGGACGGAGACCCUAAGACCUGGCACACAUACAGGCGGAAGGCUCUCCAGUACCAGGAGGGCACCAAACGUGAGGACAGGUACCUGUGCGGCGCGAGGCUCGAGGCACGUCUCACGAGCAGGGCCGAGGUCGCGGUCAAGCGCUGCAAGCCCGGCUGGCUCUCCCGGGCAAGCGGGGUCAAGAGGCUCCUAGCGUGGCUCGAGCGCAGGUGCUCGCGCCAAGCGGUCCCUGAUGUCGGCUGUCCAGCAGACGUCCAGGCCAUGGAGAUGGAUCGAGAAGGAGACGAUGAGACCGAGGACUCUCACCACUGGAGUGCUGCAGCUCCUGAUGCUGAGGCGGAGGAGGAGGUGGCCGAAGUGCCAGAGGUCUUUCCAGGGCUCGUCCUCGGCUGGGUGAUGCUCGCGCGCUCUGGCCUCGACUCCCGCCAGAGAUCGGCAAUCCUUACUGCGACCUCAGGGUCGCUCGAUGUCAGCAUCAUGCGCGAGAAGCUGGCAUCAAGCUGGGAGGACGAUGACUUAGCAGAGCGUGAUGGACAGGGCAAGUACCCGAAGGCGUAUGCAGCCCAGCUCGGUGAGGAUGACCGCGCGGGGGAGGACGGCGAGGAGGAUAACAUGGACGCGGGCAGCUUCGUGGCAGGGCAAGGGCCUCCAGGGAUGUACGAUGAGGACCUGGAUCAGGCGGAGGCCAACGAGGACGACAUCGAGACGUACUUGGCGGCCCAUCACGAGGAGGCGGAGGCGCUGGCCGCGAUCCACAGCGCCCGGCGGACUCUCCGCCAGGCUCGCGAGGCACAGGCAGACAGCCACCUGAGCCGAGGCUUCUACCGUGGAGGGCGACCAGCCAACCCUGCCAAGAGAGGUGGCCGAGGAUCUGGCGGAGGAUUCCCAGCGGGGUCGCGCCGGCCGAUGGGCACCCAGUUCGGAGGCAGGGGCCAGCUCGAGCCGCCAAACACGGGCCAGAAGAAGUGCACGAAGUGCGGUGGAGCUCAUUGGCUGCAGGACUGUCCCGACCGCCAUGGCCCACGUCUCAGAGGUGGCCCGACAAGCGCGCCAGACGCGAGCGCGAGGGUGGCCACCUGCAGGAAGGAGCUGAAGUUCAAUCUCGUGGCCGCGAUGGCCGCCGAGCAAGGGUCUGGGGGCUCGCCGUGCGAGGCGAUGUUUGCAGAGCAGGCCAUCCGUGAGGGCAAGGGGAUCGCCGACCUGGGUUGCGCGGGCGCCAUGGGAGGUGCGCGCGCGCUCGACAUCGUUGCCCGCAAAAACAUGGAGAAGUACGGGGAGGCGAGACUCCAGGAGGUGAACCACAACUACCGCCUGGUGUGCAGCAUCGGGAAUGGCGAGAAGGGGCGCGCCUGCGGCCAGGUGAAGUUCGGGAUCGCGGGCGCGGGCGUGCAGGGAGACAUCGCCAUCGACGGCUUCGCGAAGGAUGCCCCGAUCCUCGUGUCCAAGCAGGUGCUGAAGAAACUGGGGGCCAUCGUGGAUUGCGACGCAGGCGUCGCAGUGUUCGUGGAGCUGGCCCCGGGCGCCCCGGUCCAACUCGAGGAGUCGCCAGACAGUGGCCACUACUACAUGAGCCUGGUGGGCGACCUCCUCGAGCAGUGGGUCCAGGGCCCGACCGAGCUGCAGAACUUCAUCGAGAACGGCCGUCACAUCCCUGAGUGGGGCUGGCAGGUAUGCAGCUGCGAGCCAGCGCGAUCUCCAGCAUAUGGGUUGAUCGACACUGUGGAGCUACCGGCGCCGCCAGACCUUCCAUAUCGCUCAUAUUCCCAGCAGUCGCCGGUCGAUGGCAGAGAGAUGCGCUGCGGCGGCUUCCUCCGAGGGGCCAUGCAGCUCGCCUGCGCCCAGACCGCGCGCCAGUGCGACUCGGGCAAGGGCAAUGCAGUGAAGGUGAUCUGCAGCCUUGCCUGGAGCUCGGACGAGCUGAAGCAGAUCAUCAAGGAUGACCUGUCUUCGCGGAACGAGACCGAGGCGCGGGGGGCGGUGGGGGGCAUCAGCUCUAUGGGGAAGGCCGAGCUAAUCGAGGAGGCGACCGAGGUCGGGGCCCACGUCGCGCCGAACAUGACGAGUGCGUCGCUCAAGCUGGCGAUCCGCGAGGCAGUCCGCCGGAAGACCGCGACAGAGCCGACCGACUACGUGGGGUUCGGGAAGCACGGCGCCCUGACGUACCGGCAGGUCCUGAACCAGUACCCGCCCCACGCGGAGUGGGCCAAGAAGGAGGCGAACGCCGAGGGCAGCUGGGAGCUCGCCGGGUUCGUCUCGUGGCUCACAGUGGCGGGGGUUGUCCAACCGGAGACGCAGAUUUCCAGGGGCUACGCGAAUGUCCCAGCGGGGCCGGCCAAGGAGAUGAUGUCAGCGCUGGGCCAGCUCAGCCAGCGGCUAGAGAGAUUCGAGGGGUAG
Messenger RNA from Prorocentrum cordatum, 2409 nucleotides. Lineage: Eukaryota; Dinophyceae; Prorocentrales; Prorocentraceae. The record is from the annotation of a GenBank genome assembly.